AAAUGAAGUCAACCGCCCUGCGCUCAACAAAUUCUCCACCUGUAUCUGUAAAGCCGGGUGGGCGUGGCUAGUUUCCAUGGUGACGCCGGGCGCUGGGAGAUGGCGUGUGGGGUGCGUGAAGCUGUAGCAAGAUGGCGGCGCUGGAGGUGGCGGAGAGGCUUCAUUUACCUCAAAUGGACUGCUAUGUAAUUCACGAGGUAUACGAUGGUGACUUCUCCCAAGAGCAAUUUGAAGCAGAGCUGGAUGCUGCCCUAGAGCACCAAUACCGCCAUAUUGUGAUUGAGCCUGCAAGGCUGGGAGACGAGACUGCCCGGUGGAUUUCAGUGGGUAAUUGCCUGCACAGAACAACCAUUGUAACAGGAGCUGUCUGUCUACUGUCACCUCUUGGUCUACCUCCUAAUUGUGCUUACUACGUGGGGCUACCAGCUGGAGCAGUAAGUGUAGCAUGUGCUGCUCUUUAUGGUGUCUCUUGGCAAUCUGACCCAUGCUGCCAUUAUCAAGUAGAUUACAGUGGACGUGAGCUUGCACUUUUGCCACCUGGAACAUUGAGGACUUCAUCUCCAGUUGUCCUGGUUCGGAGGGAGAAUACACAGCGAAAGCGACUGCACAAUGUUAUUGCACUGACUGCCCUUGCGUAUUGUGUCCAGAAGCUUUUUGAGUUGUGCACAGACUGAAACUUCUAAAAGUCCUUACAAAUAGCUUAUUUGCCAAAAAAAAAAUCACAUAUAAUUCUGCUCCAAGUAUAAAGCAUUGUUGCAUUUGUAACAUUUGUAAUUCCCUGCUGCAUUGGGAGAAAAAUAAGGUCAGGAAAAACAUCUCUGCAGGAAACAAAUCACAAUGCAUGAUGCUUGUGGGAAGAAGUAAGGAUCGGGGUUACUGUAAUGAAUUUUACUUGUGUAUAUGAUAACCUCAGGGAUUAUUUUAGUAAUACGUCAUUCUGUCAUGUUACACUUUAUGUCCUUGAUCUUCCACCUGCUUGAGGAUUGUGGGAGUUGUAGUUUAGCAACUGCGGGUGAGUGUAGGAGUUAACAAUCCAUGGUUUAGAUCUGCAAGAAAAUGCGAUUUCAGAAGUGUAACCAUUGGCAACUGAAGUACAAGAGUGUUGCUGGCAGAUAGCAGUUAGUGUCCAUAUAAAACUGACAUUAGAAGGGGGUAAAUAUAUGUUUGCUCAAAUGACAUAGGGCUACAGUGCUGCUUUCCAUAUCUGGUAGCCCCGUGCCUCCCAUUUGGUUUUCAAUGACAUGAUUUUCCUUCUGUGGCUUUUGUGCACCAAUACCCUGUACUUCAGGGUAGUCUCCCUGUGUAUCUGGUUUGCACCUGGAGUUUGGGUUGGGCAGGGACUAUAUAGUAACGCAUAUGGUUGCUAACCAUUGCAAGGGAGGCACUGUAGCCAGGCUAUAUUUACUAAUAGAUUUACUUGUCCAGUAAAGCACAUGUCAGAAACGCUGUUAUAGUGCUGGCAAACAGCAACUACUGCUUGUGCAUCAUUGUCCCUGUGCACAUAGGGGUGGAUUUUGGCUUAAAAACACUUGCGUGCUUCUAAGGUCUACAUCUGCCCUGUGUGCAACAGAGCAAAAAUGUCUGACCAACCCCAAAAGUCAAACAAUAGAUUAUUAUUUCUAUUAUUAUUAUUAUUUUUAUUAUUAUUAUUAUUAUUAUUUCUAGCCUUUUAUUUGCCUUUUCUUCUGUGACUCAGUAUUAGGUUGGGGUGAACAGUUUGAAAGUAUUUAAUGAAAUUGUCAGGUGUAUAUAAGCUUCCUUUUUAAUUCUGCUACAGAACAAGAGACAAUUAAAGGGGUAUAUUUAUCAUUCUGUGUAAAAAGUGGAGUAAAACAUUACCGGUGAUGUUGCUUAUAGCAGCCAUGCUUCACUACACUUUUUAUACAGCAUGAUAAAUAUACCCCUUAGGGCCAUAUGUAUUAUAGUGUGUAAGCCAACAUCACUAGUGAUGAUGGCUUACAAACUAUAAUAAAUAUGCCCCUAAGAACACACCCCUUAAUGUCCAUUUCUUAAGCACUUGUGCCCCCUCCUGAACACUGCUCUCUGUCUGCUGUAAAGACCGCAGUGUCAGGAUGCUCAGCUCAAUCCUGUCCUUAGGCAGGUGGUAAGGACAAGCCACCAAUGUGGGCCGCUCCUACUUUACGAUCAGAAUGACAUGCAAUGUAGUGGACGGGAGGACACUUAUGUGCCUUCCCACCUCCACCUUUAUUAAAUGGAGCACUGCCUAAUACAGGCAGCAUUCAAUUGAAAGCAUACUCUUAAACAAAGUUCUUGCACACUGUGCCUGGGUUCCCAAAGAACCCUUGUCUAUUACACACGGUGCUCCUCCGUAUCUAGGGCAAUUAAAUAUAUGGUGUGGGACAACUGGAUAACAGCAUGAUCAUUUGAAUAAGGUGCUUUCUUGUAUGCAGUGAGCUAGAAUUCUACAUAUAUAUAUAUAUAUAUAUAUAUAUAUAUAUAUAUAUAUUUAUAUGCCAUAUGUGGUAACUAUACAAAAACAUUAAUACCCACUUAUAGGAACACUACAAUUCUUUCCUACAAUGCUGCAUUUCUUUCUGGGGCAGGCUUUAGUUCCAUAUUUGCUGUAUUAGAGCAAAACAUACUGUGAAAAUAACUGCCUCUCAUCUCCACCUCAAGGUAUUGCAAUAAGCAAUCCUAGAUAGAAAGCCCAUUUCUCUGAAUCUUACAGGACAAAAACGCUGCCAUAUUCAGGAUGCUCAGUUGUAUUUAGUGUCCAGAACUAAGCUUUAAAUGGUAUUUAUUCUAACUUGUGAUUUUAUUUUAUUUUUUUCCCUCUUCUCUUUGAAGGGAAAGUUCACCUUGCUAUUCCAAGACAAUAUGGAUUUGGGUUUAUUUUAUUCUUUAUUGAAUUACUUAAUUUUGUUUGACUCAUCUCUUCAGUGUGGUAUUUAAGGGUAAUUGGUAUAAUCAUGCAUUGUUAUAACAUGAACCCAAUCACUAAAGGACUUUAAACAAUU
Messenger RNA from Xenopus tropicalis (tropical clawed frog), 2978 nucleotides. Its product is annotated as provisional ortholog of transmembrane protein 11. Lineage: Eukaryota; Metazoa; Chordata; Amphibia; Anura; Pipidae. Gene Ontology annotation, cellular component: mitochondrial inner membrane. The transcript has 2 exons. Bases 132 to 674 code for a protein of 180 amino acids. The record is from RefSeq and is a predicted model, not a curated record. Gene Ontology annotation, biological process: mitochondrion organization.